This is a messenger RNA of Closterium sp. Yama58-4, 13656 nucleotides long. The record is from the annotation of a GenBank genome assembly. Lineage: Eukaryota; Viridiplantae; Streptophyta; Zygnematophyceae; Desmidiales; Closteriaceae.
AUGCUCCGCAUCACGACGGGCGCCGAUCGCGGCGGUAGGGGCGGUACAGACGCGACAGACGACGGGGCUGUCAGCUCCCCCUCGCCGUCCCUUUCCCCCUCGCCUUCCCCAUUAUCCCCCGCGAUUUCCCCUUUCUCCCCCACGCCUCCGCCGUUCUCCCCGUCGUCCGCCUCCGCGCAAAUUAGCCGGCGCAGGCUGCACAUGAGCUAUGACUUCGACGGGGAGAGCAGCAGCGGCGGGGAGGGCGGCGCAAGCGGAAGCCGGCGUCGGUUGCGCCAGGGGCACCGCAGCUUCUCCCACCGCUCCGGAGUGCUCUCCCCCCCCGAUACCUCCCUCUUAGGGUCCCCCGCUCCCGCCAGGCCCGCCAGUCCCCUGGGAAGUCCGCGCAGAAGCGCGCUUGGGGGGCUCGGCGCGCUCGUAGAGGGUGGGGGCGGGGAGGCGGGAUUGGCGCUCAGGCCCUUGCGGCUGGGGAAGGGGAGUCCGGGAGGGGACGCAGUCGGCUCUGCGGAAAGGGGAGUGGGGGGGAGGGUUGGCGGAGACGGCGGAACAGGCGCAGGGCGGCGAGAAGGCGGUGGCACGGCGGAAGAGAGCGGGCGGAGUGUGGUGGGUCUAGGUAGCGAGACUAGGGUGGGGGAGGUGGGGCGCGAGAGGGGCGCAGGUGGUGCUAGGGGCGAGGCUGCGCGGAAUUAUGUGCUCGCGGGGGAGCAAGAGGCGAGGGCGCAAGACAGAAAGGCGCAUGGCCAAGCGGAAGAGCAAGCGCGUGGCGGGACAGCAGCAGCUGCAGCAGCGGCAGCAGGCGCCCCCGCAACGCCCAAGUCCGCCCCCGCGUCCCCCAGCUGGCUGGGCGGGUGGGCGGGCCUCCUGCUGGGCGCGGGCGGGGGGGAGCCGGGCGUGGCGGAGGAGGGGAAGGGGGAGGCGGGCAAGGGGGAGGAUGGCGGAAGUAGAACGGGCGGACUGAGCUUGCUGUCCCCGUUCGCGUGGAGGGGAGGAGGGAUGUGGGGGGACGGCGGUAAGGGGAAGGGAGGGGAGGGGACGGGGGAAGGGGAAGGGACGAAGCAGGGGGAGGGGAGAGAGAGCGGUGAGGGGAGAGCAGCAGACGGGGAGGAGAGAGGGGGCAUGGGGGAGGCGCAGGGCUUGGGGGGACAGGAGGGCGCAGGGGAGGGGGACGAGGAGGAAGCAGGGGAGGCGGCAGAGGGGGAAGCAGGGGAAGGGGUGCGUGAGGGCGCGGGGGAUAGGGAAGGGGAAGAAGAUGAGGAGCGGACUUUGCAAGGAGGGGCAGGAAGUGGUGAUGCGCGGGGUGAGAAUGGGGAGAGCAGGGGCGAAGGGGAGGGGGCGACUGAUGAUGACUUUGCAUUCCAGGCAGAGCGGUGGGGCGAGGGGGGCUCGACGAAUGGUGGUGGGGCACAGGAUGGGGGUGUGGGGGGGAUGGUGUAUGAUGGUGGGGUGAUGCAGGAUGGUGUGGGGAUAGGCGGCGAUUUUAAGUUAAAUACGGAUGACUCUCGUAGCGAGGAUAGAUGGGCAAGUCGUGAAACAGGACGAGCUGAACACGAGAAAGCCGAUAGCGAUGAUAGUAGCAGCAGUGAGGAAGCUAAUGACGAGGAUAAUGGGAACGAGGAGGCUUGUAGCGAUGGCAGUGCGUGUGAGGAAGACAAUAGCGAGGACACUGGUAGUGAGGGAGCUAGUAACGAGGACAGUGAGCGUGAUGAGACUGGUAUGGCGGAUGCUGAAAGUGAGGAGCAAGAGGAGGGCAGUGAGGGAGCAGUGGAUGAGGACGGGGAAGCAGGACUUCAAGGUAAGAAGGGUGGGGGAAAGCUGGCUGUGGGGGACGAAAGGGAGAAAGUGGACAGAGAGGAAGAGGAGGUAAGGGAGGAAGAGGAGGUAAGGGAGGAAGAGGAGGUAAGGGAGGAAGAGGGGGAAAGAGAGAAAGAGAAUGAAAGUAAGGAAAAGGAUAAAAGAGAAGAAGCGGAGAUAAGAGAAGAAGAGGAGGAAAGGGAGAAAGAGGAGGAGCGAGAGAAAGAGGAGGAGCGAGAGAAAGAGGAGGGUAGUGAGGAAGAGGAGGAAAGGGAGGAAUAUGUGGAAAGGGAGGAAGAGGAGGAAAGGGAGCAAGAAGAUGAUAGUGAGGAAGUGGAGAAGAGAGAAGAAGAGGAGGAAAGGGAGGAAGAGGAGGAACGAGAGGAGGAUGAACGGAAAGAGCAAGUGGAUGAAACAGCACAGGGAGAGGGCGGGAAAGAGGAGGAGGACGAUGAGGAGAGUGGGGAGGAGGGAGGGGUGAAGGUGGUGGAAAUCAGGAGGGCAACUCUUGGUGCUGUAGCGGCACCACCGAUGGCUCCUGCUGAGGGUGGUGUGGAGCGGCGGGAACAGAGUGAGGGGGGCGAGAGUGAGAGUGAGAAUGAGAGUGCGGAGGGAGGGGAAGGGAAGCUGCAGGGCAAGCAGGGGAAAGAGCCUUGGAAUGGUGUUGUAGCCGCAACAGUGGCUGCACCAAUGGAUGCUGUGGGUGGUGUGGAACAGGAACAGAAGAGUGGUAGUAAGUUGAGCGAGAGUGAGGGAAGUGAGAGUGAGGAGAGUGAGAGUGAGAGAGAGGAAGGACAGGAAGGGCAGGUAGAGCAUGCGAAAGAGGGGUCGUUGAAGGGUGUUGGAGCGACCACACCAGCUGCACCGGUGAGUGGGGAUCUACAGAGUGAGGGGAGUGAGAGCGACAGUGAGAGUGAGAGCGAGGAGGAGGUUGAGAGAGAGGAGGGACAGGAAGGGCAGGUGGAGUAUGAGGAGGGGUUCUUGAAAGGUGUUGAAGCGACCACACCAGCUGCACUGGUGGCUGCUUCGGUGGGUGGUGUGGAGCAGCAGAGUGAGGGGAGCGAAGGUGAGAGCGAGAGUGAGAGUGAUAAUGAGAGUGUGGAAGGAGGAAACGGGAAGGUGGAGCAUGGAAAGGAGGGGGAGGGGCUCUUGGAUGGUGUUGCAGCCACAACAGCAGCUGCAGCGAUGGGUGCUGUGGGUGGGGUGGUUCGGGAACAGAGUUGGGGGAGUGAGAGCGAGAGUGAAAAGGAAGCGGUGGGUGCUGUGGGUGGUGUGGAGCAGGAGCAGAGUUUGGGAAGUGAGAGCGAGAGCGAGAGUGAAGGGACUGAGAGGAAGAUUGAGAGUGAGGAGACUCGGGGUGGGGAGACUGAGAAUAAGGGCAAGGAGGAGGUGGAAGGGAAGGUAGAGUAUGAGAAGGAGGAAUCCCUGAAGGGUGUUGACGCGACCGCACCAGCUACACCGGUGAGUGGGGAGCAGGAACAGAGUGAGAGGAGCGAGGGUGAGAGUGAGGGGAGUGGGAGCGAGAGUGAGAAUGAGAGUGUGGGGGGGAUAAAAGGGGAAGGGAGGGUGGGUCAUGGAAAGGAGGGGGAGGGGCUCUUGGAUGGUGUUGAAGCCACAGCAGCAGCUGCACCGAUGGGUGCUGUGGGUGGGGUGGAGCAGGAACAGAUUGAGGAGAGCAAGAGCGAGAUCACAGCAGUGGCUGCACCGAUGGGUGCUGUGGGUGGUGUGGAGCAGGAGGAGAGUUUGGAGAGUGAGAGCGAGAGCGAGAGUGAAGGGACUGAGAGGGAGAGUGAGAGUGAGGGUGAGAGCGGGAACGAGGUUAAGAGCGAGAUUGAGAGCGAGAGCGAGACUGUUGUUACUGCUGCUGCGGCCGCUGCCGCAGCUGAUGCUGAUGCCGAUGCUGCUAAUGAUGCCGAUGCUGCUAAUGAUGCCGAUGCUGCUGCUGAUGCCGAUGCUGAUGCUGAUGCUGAUGCUGCUGCUGAUGCUGAUGCUGAUGCUGCUGAUGCUGAUGCUGCUGAUGCUGAUGCUGCUGAUGCUGAUGCUGCUGAUGCUGAUGCUGCUGAUGCUGAUGCUGCUGAUGCUGCUGCUGCUGCUGAUGCUGCUGCUGAUACUUCCUGGGCUGCCUCUGCUUCUGUAUCAGGUGUUGAUGAAGGGACGGACUUGGAACAAGCAGGUGAAGGGCAGGAUUUGAAACACGCAGGUGAAGCAGAUGGGGAGGAGAGCAGCGAGGAAGAGGUUGCAUAUGAGCAUGGUACCUAUACUCAAGCUGGCGCCCCUGCCACUCAAGUCGACGCUCAUAGCACCACCUCAGCUGAGAUACGAGAGGGUGCCGCAGUGCUGGAAGUGUUGAGUCCAGUCUAUGCUGCUGCCACGCACGGCCGACCCUCCCUGCAGGCUCCCUGGGACCACCAUGGCAGCAGCACCUUCGCCUCUGCCUCUGCAUCUUCCGUUGCCUCUGCCUCUGGUGCUGCUGCUCGUGGCUUGACUGGAGCAGUGGAUGCAGCAGGCGAGGGGGAGACGCAUGGGGGGAGCGAGGAGGGGAGGGAGGGAGGAGAGGGGGCAGUGCAGGACAUGUUUGUGGCGGAGGAGCUGGUUGCUCUGGGCGUGGAUGAGGGAAGCGGGGUGGUGGAGAGCGAGGGAGAGAAGAGAAUUGUGGAGAGUGAGGGAGUGGGGGCGGCAGGAGUGCAGCAGGACAUGUUUGUGGAGGAGGAGUUGGUUGCUCUGGGGGUGGAGGAAGGGAGCGGGGAAGUGGAUAAGAGGGCAUUGGUGAGUGAAGGAGUGGGGGCAGUAGGGGAGGGUGUUUUUGCGAGGGUGGCAGUGGAAAGUGAUGCAGCGAGGGAGGCAGUGCAGGACAUGUUUGUAGAGCGGGAGCUGGUUGCUCUUGGGGUGGAGGAAGAAAGCGGACCGGUGGAGAGUGAGGGAGAGAAGGAGCCGGUAAAGAGCGGGGGAGUGGGGGCUGCAGUGGGGGAUGAUGCAGCGAAGAAGGCUGUGCGGCAGGAUAUGUUUGUGGAGGAAGAGUUGAUUUCGCUUGGCGUGGAAGACGGGAGGGGGGUGGUGGAGAGGGAGGGAGAGAAGAGGGCCGUGGAGAGUGAAGGAGUUGGGGCGGCAUUGGAGGGUGUGAUAUCAAGGGCGGCAGUGAAGGUUGAUGCAGGGAGGGCCAGAGUGCAGGACAUGUUUGUGGCAGGGGAUCUGGUUGCUGGUGGCAGGAGAAAUGAAGGGAGCGCGGCAGUGCAGGACAUGUUUGUGGCGGGGGAGCUGAUUGGUCUAGGCGUGGAAGAAGAGAGUGUGGCGGUAGAGAGGGGAGGAGAGAAGGAGCUGGUAAAGAAUGAGGGAGUUGGGGCGGUAGUGGAGGAUGAUGCAGCGAGGAAGGCAAUUCAGGACAUGUUUGUAGAGCCGGAACCUGCUGGCCUGGGGGUGGGGGAAGGGAGUGAGACAGUGGACAGGGAGGGAGAAGAAAGGCCAGUGCUGCAUGAGGGAGUGAAAAUGCGAGCAGAGGGUGAGAAAGGAGAAGUGCAGGACAUGUUUGUAGAGGAGGAGCUGGUUUCUCUGGGCGUGGAGGAAGAAAGCGGGUUGGUGGAGAGGGUGGGAGAGAAGAGAACCGUGGAGAGUGAAGGAGUGGGGUUGGCAGUGGAGAGUAAUGAAGGGAGAGUGGCAGAGCACGCCAUUGUGGAGGGUGGGCCUGGUGAGGAGCAACGGAAUGACCUUGGCAACAAGCCAGGUGGUUUGGAGGCGAGCAGGGGAUGGGGCGGCAGUAUGGGUGGCGUGGUGGCGAGCGAGGUGGUUAGUGGCACAGCGGGCAACGGGGAUGCUGGCAUGGGUUCUGACAGCACACCGCGAGGUGUGGUGGACGAAACGGAAAGAGUGUAUCAGGCUUGCGGGGUAUCAGGCUUGCGGGAGGGGGAUGGGGGGGAGAUGGGGGCUGAGGCGGCAGGGGGGAGGAGAGAGGGUCCGGAGAUUGAAGGGUAUCGGGAAGAGGGAGAAUCGGGAGAGGGGAAAGAAGGGAGUGCGGAAGGAGAAGGUGGGGAGAUGGAGGAGGAGGGUGGAGUAGGAGAGGGGAGCGUGAGUGGGGUGAGGGAAGAGGAGGGAGAAGGGAGGGAAGAUGAAAGGGAGGGGAGGGAAGGGGAUGGAGAGGAGACAGAAGAGGAGGGAUUGAGGAAAGAGGGGGGGGCGGAAGGGGAAGUGGGAGGGGAGAGGGAGAGUAAAGUGCGGAAGGAAGAGGACGAGCAGAAGGUGUGUGAAGUGAAGGGAGAGAGUGAGGAGGCAGGGAGUAAGAGGCAGGAGGCAGAAGAUUCAACAGCAAGUGAGAUACAGCAGGUGGAACAGUAUUCUGAGAGUGGUGGGAAAAUGAUUCAGGUGGAGGAUGGGAGUGAGAAGAAGCAAGAAGUAGAGGAGGAGAGUGAUUUCCCUUGUUCUCCCGGCUCCCCAACAUUCGUUCCGGAUUCUCCCGCCUUUGGCGUUGCUGCCUCCAGCAUUCCCUCUGCCCUCGCUCCUUCUCCUGCUGCAGCUGACGUGAGGGUUGACGAGAGCGAGGGGGGGAAGAGUGAAGAUGAGGGAGAGAGGGAGGAGAGGGAAGAAGAGGGAGGCGAAGGAGAGAAAGGGGAGAGUGAAGGAGAGGGAGACGAGGGAGAGAAGGGGGAGUGUGAAGAUGAGGGAGAGAAAGGGGAGAGUGAAGGAGAGGGAGGGGAGGGAGAGAAGGGGGAGGGAGAAGAGGAGAGAAAGGAGGGAGAAAAGGUGGAGAAAGAAGAAGGGGAAGAGGAUGGAGAGAAGGGGCAUAGUCAAGAGGGAGAGUUGGUGCGACAUGUGGAGGGGGGUGCAAGGGGGGAUGAGGCGGGUGAGGGUGUUGGUGCUGUGGUUGACCAGGGACCGGCCUGGCAGCCAGUGGACCAGUCAGAAGACGCCGCCACCUCACACACUCCCUGUGAAGGCAUCUACUCUCCUACCAGCACCCAUGCUGCUUCUCAUGCCGAGUCACUCUCUAACGAGGAUGCCACAUCGCUCUCCCCCGAUGCUGCUUGCCCAUCUCCAUCCCUCGGCUCUCCAGCUGUCAUUGCUGAAUCUCCUGCCACCUCCUUCUCUCUCCUUCAAGACUCGAGCUCCACCCCUCACCCAGACUCCGCCUCCCCUCGUUCUCCCACCUCCGCCUCCCCUCGUUCCCCCACCUCCGCCUCCCCUCGUUCCCCCACCUCCGCCUCCCCUCGUUCCCCCACCCCCACCUCCCCUCAUUCCCCCACGUUCACCUCCCCUCAUCCCCCCACCUCGGGCUCUCCGCACGCCAGUGAAGCUGGGUCCCCCACUUCAGUCCCCGACUCGCCCACCUUUGGCCUCGCCAUGACCCCUGCCCCUGCCAGCCCCACUGCUGCUGCGGCUGCCGUUGUGGAUGGGACGAGUGCAGACUCCCCCACAUUCACCCCGGAUUCGCCCACCUUUGGGUUUGCUGCCCCCGCCAUUGCAAAUGCGGCAGCGCCUGCUUCUGCUGCUGCUGGCAGGGCCAGUGAAGCAAGUGGGGCGAGAGGGGCGAGCAGGGAGGGCAGAAGCAGCAGCAGCGGCGGCGGGUGGGGGAGUGUCUCUGCAGCAGCGGCAGGUGGCCUCAGCGAUACCUCCCCUCCCACUGUGGAUUUCUGGCGUGCUGACUCUCUUGAAUCGGUUGACUCCGUUGACUCUGCUGACUCUGGUACUCUCGAUCCUGAUGCUCUUGAUGGGCCUGAGUGUGAUGCCCCCAGCGGUGUCAAAGCACAGGGUGAGGAUGCUGCAGCUGCGGAACUGCAAGCAGGAGAGGAGGUGGAAGGAGGGGGAAAGCAGGGGGCGGAGCAGGCGGGGCAGGGCGGCGAGCGAGUGGACUGUCUGAUUGAGGACUCGGUGCAUGCCAUGCUCUUUGGGGCUGAAGGUGCAUCAGGAGCUUCGACUCCAGUCACCUCACAACCAGCAUCGCCAUCACCCCUGCCACUGCCAGCGCACACCAGCACCUCACUGCCCUCCCUAGCAUCUCUCUUCGACCGUCACAUGGACGAGCGCGAGAGAGCAGGCGACCCGCCUCCAUCUCUCACCUCUGCCAUCUCACAUCCCAUUCCCACUUCCGUUCCUCCCUCCAUUCCUUCCCUCCCUGUCCGCCCCGCCUCCCCUCCCCGCCCUGCCUUUCCCUCCUCUGCCUCCUGCCCCGGCCCCUCCACUCGCCACUCCCCCUUUCCCCCAUCCCCUUCAUCCAAACCCCCAUCCCUGCCCCGCCCUUUUCCUCCCUCCAGUCCCCGUUCCCGCCCCUCUUCCCCUUCCCUCCCCCGGCCCUCUUCCCCCUCCUUUCCCCACCCCCCACACUCCCCCUCUCCCCCCUCCCGCCCAUCCAACCUUCGCACUCUAUCUCGCCGGCGUCCCCCCUCCCCCCCAAUGCGUUCCCCCUCUGCCCGUCCCCGUGCCCUCCUUCCUCUCACAGUGGCUGCAGCUGCCUCGGAAGGAACCUCUUACUCCCCCCGCGCCUUCCCCAUCCUCUCCCCCUCCGCCUCCCCUUGCACCCGCUCCGCCUUCUCCCCGUCUUCCUCCCCUCCCUGCUCUCCCUCACUCUCCUCCGCUCCCCCUCUCUCCCAGACCUUCUCACUCCCCUCCUUUCUCUCCGACCGCUACCUGCCCUCCUCCUCCUCCACCUCCUCCUCCUCACCCACAGUCACACACGCACCUGCUGCUGCUGACUCCUCUGCUGCGGAUUCAGAUCCAUCUUUUACCAACCAACCACCAUUGCUCGUGCUCGACUCUCCACCGUCCUUACACCCUGCAAAUGAUUCUGAAAAAGUACCAGGUGAACCUUCAGUGGCAGCCAAGCGUCAGAAGCACCAGUCAGCACCGCAGUCACUGCCGCUGCCCCUCUCCACCACCACCACCACCUCGCCUGCCCCUGCUGCACCGUCCCACACCACCCCCCACUUGCCAUCACCGGACACAGCCUUCCCCACUCCUCCCUCGCCCACAGGCCCUUCUCCCUCAGACCCUCCCCCCACAGACCCUCUCCCCACAGACCCUCUCCCCUCAGAGCCUUCCCCAACAGAGCCUGCCCCCACAGAGCCUCCCCCCACAGAGCCUCCCCCCACAGACCUUCCCCCCACAGACCCUCCCCCCACAGAGCCUCCCCCCACAAAGGUUCCCCCCACAGAGCCUUCCCCCAAAGAGGUUCAACCCCCAGAGGCUCCCCCCACAGAGGCUCCCCCCACAGAGGCUCCCCCCGCAGAGGCUCCCCCCUCAGACCCUUCCCCUACAGAGCCUCCCCCCUCAGAGCCUCCCUCCUCAGACCCUCCCCCCACAGCGCCUUCCCCCACAGAGCCUCCCUCCGCAGCAGGGUCUCAGAAGCAGCAGCAGUGGGGGUGGUCCUCGCUGCUCGCCAUGGCCUGGCGCCCCUCCUGGGGCUCCGCUCACACACCUGCCCCUGCUCCCGCCUCCGAAGCUCCCGCCUCCGAAGCUCCCGCCUCCGAAGCUCCCGCCUCCGAAGCUCCCGCCUCCGAAGCUCCUGCCUCCAAAGCUCCCGCCUCUGAACCUCUCACCUCCAAACUUUCUGGAUCCAAACCUCCUGCCUUCGACCCUCCUGCCUCUGAACCUGUUGCCUCCGAGCUUUCCGCAUCCGGACCUCCCACCUCCGAACCUUCCUCUUCCGAAGCUCCUGCGUUUGAAGCUCCCGCUUACGAACCUCCUGCCUCGGAACCUCCCACCUCCGAAGCUCCUGCGUUUGAAGCUCCCGCUUACGAACCUCCUGCCUCCGAACCUCCCACCUCCGAAGCUCCCGGCUCCCAGGCUGACGUUGCUGGCAGUGGUGAGGAGAGAGAGAGUGCUGGCGACAGUGGGGUUGCUGCUGGGGUGCUUCCACUAAUCUCCCAUGCGCGCUGUGAGGGUGCCAGUGACGCGGAGAGUGCGCGUGGGAGUGACGGUGAGGGGGAGGCUGUGAGUGAGGGUGCGAGUGAGGGUGCGAGUGAGGGUGCGAGUGAGGUGGCGAGUGAGGAUGAGCGGGAGGGAGAGGGGGAGGUUGUGAGUGAUGGUGGGGGAGUUGAGAGUAGAUAUGAGAGUGGAGAAAACGGAGAGGUUCUGAGUGAGAGUGAGGGGAUUGAGAGCAAGUACGAGAGUGAAGAAAAUGGGAAGGUUUUGAGUGAGGGUGGGGGGACGGAGAGUAAAUACGAGAGCGAGGAGGGUGAGUUGGCGAGUGAGGGUGAGUUGGCGAGUGAGGGUGAGUUGGCGAGUGAGGGUGAGUUGGCGAGUGAGGGUGAGUUUGCGAGUGAGGGUGAGUUGGCGAGUGAGGGUGAGUUGGCGAGUGAGGGUGAGUUGGCGAGUGAGGGUGAGUUGGCGAGUGAGGGUGAGUUGGCGAGUGAGGGUGAGUUGGCGAGUGAGGGUGAGUUGGCGAGUGAGGGUGAGUUGGCGAGUGAGGGUGAGUUUGCGAGUGAGGGUGAGUUGGCGAGUGAGGGUGAGUUGGCGAGUGAGGGUGAGUUUGCGAGUGAGGGUGAGUUGGCGAGUGAGGGUGAGUUGGCGAGUGAGGGUGAGUUGGCGAGUGAGGGUGAGUUGGCGAGUGAGGGUGAGUUGGCGAGUGAGGGUGAGUUGGCGAGUGAGGGUGAGUUGGCGAGUGAGGGUGAGUUGGCGAGUGAGGGUGAGUUGGCGAGUGAGGGUGAGUUGGCGAGUGAGGGUGAGUUGGCGAGUGAGGGUGAGUUGGCGAGUGAGGGUGAGUUGGCGAGUGAGGGUGAGUUUGCGAGUGAGGGUGAGUUGGCGAGUGAGGGUGAGUUGGCGAGUGAGGGUGAGUUGGCGAGUGAGGGUGAGUUGGCGAGUGAGGGUGAGUUGGCGAGUGAGGGUGAGUUGGCGAGUGAGGGUGAGUUGGCGAGUGAGUGUGAGUUGGCGAGUGAGGGUGAGUUGGCGAGUGAGGGUGAGGGGGCUACAACUGUAUUGCCCUUGCAGGAAGAUUCGAGGCAUGUGCUGGAGGCUUCAGGGGCUGUGCUGAGUGGGAGUGAUGAUGAGAGAGAGGAGAGGGGUGCUGGGGAGGGGAGGGGAGUAGGCGAGGGAGUGGAGGGAAUGCUGCAAGGGGAAGGGAGGAGAGAUGGGGAGGUGGGGCGUGCAGAAGUGGAGGGGGUGGCGGUGGGGAGUGAGAAAGGAGAGAGUGCGGAUGCUGUGGAGGACGAAGAGGAGGAGGAAGGGAGAGAGGAUGGCGGAGGGAGAGUGGGGGAGUAUGGGGGGGAAGAUGGAGGAGAAGUAGGGGAGUGUGUGUCUGAGGCAGCGAGCUCUGCUGACGUGGAAGGUGAUGUGGAAGGUGACGUGGCGGGUGACGUGGAGGGUGAUGUGGAGGGUGAUGUGGAGGGUGAUGUGGAGGGUGAUGUGGAGGGUGAUGUGGAGGGUGACGUGGAGGGUGAUGUGGAGGGUGACGUGGAGGGUGAUGUGGAGGGUGACAUGAUACUUGAUUUGGAAGGGGAGGAGCUGGACGUGGGUCAGCUACAGCGGGAUAUUGAAGCAGUUCUUAAGGAGGCCUUUAAACUGAAGGGAAAGGGGUCGGAUGGGGUGUGGCGUGUGACUGUGGUGCGAGAUGGCAGUAAGGAGGGGUGCGUGGUGGAGGUGGAUGAGGGGGAGGUGGAUAUGGGGAAGGUGGAUUUGGGGGAGGUGGAUGUUGGGGCGGAUGCUGAUGAUGAGGGGGAGGAUGAUUCGGAGGAGGAAGAGGACGAUGAUAGUUGUGUUGAGGAAGGGGACGAGGAGGAGGAGGAGGAGGAGGAGGAAGAGGAGGAGGAAGAGGAGGAGGAAGAGGAGGAGGACGAGGAGGAGGUAGAGGAAACGGAAGAAGAGGAAGAGGAGAGCGGGGAGGAGGAGGAGAAUGGGAGAGAGGAGGAGCGCGAAGGAGACAAGCUGGGGUUAUCAGAAGCGGCUACUGUGCAGGCAGCCGCAGGGCCUGCUGUACCCAUCUUGGCUGUCAGUGCAGCGGGUGCAGCAGUGGCGACUUUUGAGUCGACUCAAAAGUCAUCAGAAGCGGCUGCUGUGCAGGUAGCCGCAGAGCCUCCCCCUGCUGUACCCAUCUUGGCUGUCAGUGCAGCAGGUGCAGCAAUAGCGGGGAGAGAGGGGGCGGAGGAGGAGGGCAGUGAGAGCGAGGACUUCGCGGAUGCACAGGGCGCAUCAGGGGAGUUCGAGGAAUCAGGUGAAUCAGGAGGGUCAGAGGGGCCUGAGGGGCCUGAGGGGUCUGAGGGGCCCAACGCUGACAGCACUGGCAGCACUGGGAGGGGUGAAGGCGUGCCGGUGACUGGCAGUGGUGAGAGCAGCAGAGUCGGUAUUGACACGGCUGGUGGUGCCGUUGACAGCGGCACGGAUGGGGAAGGCACGGAGGAGGAAAGAGUCGGUGCUGACGGCAUUGGCAGCAUGAUUGGCACGGAUGGCAACGAUGGCAUGGGCGGCAUGGCUGGCAACAGCGCGGGCGGCAUGGGCGGCAGCAGCGUGAGCGGCAUAGUGAACAUUGAGGAUGUGGACGACGGGGCGUCUGACAGCUCCUCUCUCUACCACGACGCCCACAUGGCAGCAGUUCCAGCCGUGGUCGCUGCUGUUGUUCCCAUGCCUGUCGCCCCAUCGUGUGACCCCACGGCAUCUGAACCAUCUCCCUGCAACCUCCCUGCUACUGAUGCUACUGCUCCUGACUCGGCUGCUACUGCAGCAGCUGCUUCUGGGGAAGACGCCAAGUGGAAGCUGCCAGGAAGGAGCCUGUUUGGUCUGUUCGCACGAGGCGCCGGUGGGAGUGCAAGCAGGCGUGCUGGGGGAGCAGAAGGGGUGGCGGGGGAGGGAGCGGAGGGCGUGGAGGAGAGGGAUAGGAGCAGUGUUGAUCCGAGAGGGGUGGAGCAGGAGGAUGAGUUUGAGAGCGCUCAGAUCGGGCUGAGGGAGGGUGACGUGGCGGCAGGGGAUGAGCAGGACGGAGUUGAUGGUGGGAUGGCGGUGGGGAGAGCAGAGGAGGAGGAGGAGAGGGAGGGUGAGCGAAGGAAGGACGAGGAGGCGAAGGGAAACAUUGAUGAGAGGAGACCGCAAGACGAGCGGGAGAUGGGAGAGGGGCAAGAGGAGGCAGAGGAGGAGCGGGUUGAAGUGGUGGAAGGGUCAGAGGGUGCAGCUGGAGGGGCUAUGCCCAAGGGGAGUGGCAGUGCUCCCUCUGCGUCUGCUGCAAUAGCUGCUGGUGCUGCGGCGGCUGCUGCUGCUACUGCUACUGCUGUUGCUGCUGCCACUCUCCCCAAUCAUCCUCCUGCUACGUUCUCCCCACCUCGUUUUGCCUCAUCUGGUGCCCCUUUCUCGCGCUCCUCUAACCUCUCCCGCCCCGCCCUCGUCUCCUCUCGCCCACCUGCCACCCUCCCACCCGCUGCCUCUGCUGCGGGGGUCGCUCGGGCUCGGCUGCGGCCUGCUGUGUCCAUGGGCAGUGCUGCUGCCUCCGCUGCAGGGGAAGCUUCGCAGCUCGCCCCAAUGGCCCGUGAAGACCCACGGGCAGCUGCAGUAGGGGCAGCUGGUGCUGCUGGAGUGGAUGGGUUGAGGGGUCUCGAGGGGUCCGUUCCGGGUAUGGAAAGGAUUGAGGAUUGGGAAGAGGGUGGUGAGGAAGGGGACGAGGAGGUGCUGCAGGGGCUGCGGGUGAGGAACCGGCAGGGCGAGUGGGAGGAGAGUGAGGACUUUCGGCCGCAGUGCUUGCAGCAGCCACAGUGCAUGCCCUCCCUGCACCUGCCCCAUGAGGGAGGGAGCACGGCGGGAGCUGCUGACGCAGGGGGGAAGCGAAAGCACGGUGGCAGACGAGAGCACGAGACGAGGCGGACUGAUGACGAUGACGAUGACUCGGAACCGGAGGAGCAGCUGCUGAAGCACCGUGGGGCUGCCUCCUUUGCCUGCUGCUUCCGCCCAGCCGUCAGAGACUGA